AUGGGAGGAUCCUGGAUUACGCUGACCUUGGCAAUGUGCCUGAUGACAAUCAUUCUGCUGCUGGCAGUGCGACGGGGGAAAUUUUUGUAUGCUCUACGGAAAGUGCCUUACCCUCCAGCAUUUCCUAUCAUCGGGAAUGCUUAUCAGCUGUGCUGCAGCCCGGAACAAGCCUUUAAAAAGAUGAUCAAAUGGGGAAAGGAAUUGGGGGAUCUCUACCUGAUUUGGGUAGGCAUGCGUCCCUUUAUCUUCCUCUAUAAAGCAGAAGCGAUACAACCAUUGCUGAGCAGCAGUGUUCACAUUGACAAAAGUCUAGAAUACGAGUAUCUGCAACCUUGGCUUGGUACCGGCUUGGUGACUAGCACUGGUGACAAGUGGCAUUUUCGAAGAAAAUUAUUAACACCAACGUUUCACAGUGGUCUUCUAGAGGUGUACUUAAAAACAGCAAUUAGAGAAGCCACGAUAUUAAUUUCCUGUCUGAGAAAAGAAGUCGGAAAACCCUCUUUCGAUAUAGUCCCCUACGCAAAACGAGCCACACUAGACAUAAUAUGCGACAGUUCCAUGGGAUGCCACGUUAACGCACAAACGGAUUUCAAGAACGAAUACGUGCAGGCUGUGAAUAUACUAGCUUCUAUUUCCCAAAGAAGAUUUCUAAACGUCUGGAUGGCUUUCGAGCCGAUUUUCAAAUUAACAACAUGGGGAAAACAGCACGACCACGCAUUACGAGUUACUCAUGGUUUCGUUAACAAAAUAAUCGCAGAAAGAAAAGCUGAAUGGAAAACAAAAAAAGAUGGAAAUUUUAACGAACGGAUUACUAAGUAUCAGGCUUUAUUAGAUUUAUUGCUAGAUCUAUCGCAAGAUGGUGAAGUGCUAACCGAUGACGACAUUCGGGACGAGGUGAAUACAUUCAUGUUCGCGGGUCACGAUACAACAGCAACUAGCGUGUCUUGGAUCCUGUAUGCAUUAGGACGACAUCCACAGUACCAGGACAAAAUUCUUGACGAGUAUAAUAGUGUGGCCGGUACAAAGGAAUUAUCAUUAGAUAUAUUAAAUAAACUGACAUGGUUGGAAGCAUGCAUAAAAGAAUCUUGGAGAGUCUAUCCAGUGGCACCGCUUAUUGCAAGGCAAAUCUAUAACCCUAUUACUAUAUUGGGACACGACAUUCCGAUAGGGUCUACUGUUAUCGUCAAUUCGUUUCUUCUUCAUCGUGAUCCUCGAUAUUUUCCAGAACCAGAUACUUAUCGACCAGAACGAUUCCUUCCGGAUGGACCAAAGUACCCCUCUUAUGCUUUUAUACCGUUCAGUGCUGGAUCACGGAAUUGCAUAGGAUGGAAAUACGCUACGAUGAUAGUGAAAGUGCUUAUUCUUUUCAUGUUAAGAAAUUUCCGUGUAGAAGCAUUAGAUACUGAAGACCAGCUUCGUUUCAUUAGCGAACUGGUACUGCAUAAUGCUGACGGACUGCGUCUAAAAAUAAGCCCAAGAAAGCUGGAAACUUCAACUUGAAUUGUUUAACGGAGUACGCAUGGCCUAUUCGACUCGCGGUUUUAAUGAACUUGUACAAAUGUUAUGAAGGUGACUCCAAUUGGGUUGCGACUAAGAGAGAACUAUAAUGGUAUAUAUUAUUCACUGCAGUUAAGAGUGGAAUAAAACACAACAACAAUAGAGGCGCAUGAAGCUCAUCUCCUCCAUUCUUCCAAACAAACAUACGUAUUGAAUUCCUGUGCAUUCAAAUU
Messenger RNA from Dufourea novaeangliae, 1730 nucleotides. Its product is annotated as cytochrome P450 4c3-like. The coding region runs from base 1 to 1500 and encodes 499 amino acids. NCBI's taxonomy places the organism in Eukaryota, Metazoa, Arthropoda, Insecta, Hymenoptera, Halictidae. The transcript is spliced from 8 exons. Gene Ontology annotation, molecular function: oxidoreductase activity, acting on paired donors, with incorporation or reduction of molecular oxygen; iron ion binding; monooxygenase activity. The record is from RefSeq and is a predicted model, not a curated record.